Molecule: messenger RNA, 3928 nt
Organism: Monopterus albus (swamp eel)
Lineage: Eukaryota; Metazoa; Chordata; Actinopteri; Synbranchiformes; Synbranchidae
Gene: cs
Product: citrate synthase
Exons: 11
Coding region: 159-1568 (469 amino acids)
Biological process (GO): citrate metabolic process; tricarboxylic acid cycle; carbohydrate metabolic process
Cellular component (GO): mitochondrial matrix
Source: RefSeq, a predicted model, not a curated record
GUACCCAUCAAUCCCAUUGUCCAAUCAACGAUGUUGCUACGUGAGGGCCGAAUCCCUCUUCAACCUUCUGCUUUCUGGAGGGGCACCUUCAACUAGCUCUGGCAGUGGCUUCCUUAGUUGUAAAGAAUAAGUGGAAAUAACACUUUUAUACAGACACGAUGUCUUUUUUGACUGUUAGCAGGCUAGCACCCAAACUCCUCAAUUCAAAGAAUGCCACCUAUUUCCUUGUGGCUGCUAGAUAUGCUAGCGCAUCAACAACAAAUCUGAAGGAUGUUCUGGCAGACCUCAUCCCUAAAGAACAGACCAGGAUCAAGAACUUCAAACAACAGUAUGGCAAAACCAAUAUAGGACAGAUUAGUGUUGACAUGGUCUAUGGAGGUAUGAGGGGAAUGAAAGGUCUGGUAUAUGAGACCUCUGUGUUGGAUCCUGAAGAGGGCAUCCGUUUCCGGGGUUACAGUAUUCCCGAAUGUCAGAAGUUGCUGCCUAAAGCUCCAGGAGGUGAGGAGCCGCUGCCUGAGGGUCUGUUCUGGAUGCUGGUUACAGGACAGGUGCCCACUGAGGAGCAGGUGAACUGGGUGUCCAAAGAAUGGGCAAAGAGAGCAGCACUUCCCUCUCACGUCGUCACCAUGUUGGACAAUUUCCCCACAAACCUGCACCCCAUGUCUCAGUUCAGUGCUGCCAUCACAGCUCUGAAUAGUGAGAGCAGCUUUGUACAGGCGUACUCCGAGGGUGUCCACAAGUCCAAGUACUGGGAGUUUGUCUAUGAAGACUCUAUGGACUUGAUUGCCAAGCUGCCUUGCAUUGCUGCCAAGAUUUACCGGAACCUGUAUCGUGAAGGCAGUAGUAUUGGAGCCAUCGACUCCAACCUGGACUGGUCCCACAACUUCACCAACAUGCUGGGCUACAGUGAUCCCCAGUUCACUGAGCUAAUGAGGCUUUACCUCACCAUCCACAGUGAUCAUGAAGGAGGCAAUGUCAGUGCCCACACCAGCCACUUGGUGGGUAGUGCCCUGUCUGACCCCUAUCUGGCCUUCAGCGCUGCUAUGAAUGGUCUGGCUGGUCCUUUGCACGGCCUGGCCAAUCAGGAGGUGCUGGUAUGGCUGACGUCCCUGCAGAAGGAGAUGGGAGGAGAGGUGUCAGAUGAGAGGAUGAGGGAUUACAUCUGGAACACACUCAAGUCUGGAAGGGUUGUACCAGGUUAUGGCCAUGCUGUCCUGAGGAAGACUGACCCACGCUACACCUGCCAGCGUGAAUUUGCCCUCAAGCACCUUCCCAACGACCCCAUGUUCAAGUUGGUUGCCCAGCUUUACAAGACUGUGCCCAAUGUGCUCCUGGAGCAGGGCAAGGCCAAGAACCCCUGGCCCAAUGUGGACGCUCACAGCGGAGUGCUGCUGCAGUAUUAUGGAAUGACUGAAAUGAAUUACUACACUGUGCUGUUCGGUGUGUCCCGAGCCCUCGGCGUGCUGGCUCAGCUGGUGUGGAGUAGAGCCCUGGGCUUCCCUUUGGAGCGCCCCAAGUCCAUGAGCACAGAUGGACUGAUGGCACUGGUGGGAGCUAAAUCAGGCUGAAGAACCACCUGAAAGGAGCUGGGGGUUAGGGUAAAGGGUGGGAGGAGGUGGAAACAUCACAAGGCAGACAUACGUUGACCCCCUGUCAUUUUCAACCCCAGGGAUUCCAUGGGAUUCGAAGAGACAGUACACUUUUAAUGCCAUUUCACAAAAGAAGGGCCUUUUAAAUUGUCACAGCAUUAGUGUUUAAGUGUGUUUAGUUAACCAUUGACAGGGUUUCCGUUUUGUUCCCUUAUUUGGAACAUGUGAGGUCAAAAUUUCAAACAUCCCAGUAGGUUCACACUGUUGCACUGUAGGUCAGCUGGCAUCCCUAGGAUUUUCUGCUGCGCCUGCAUGUUUGUCAUUGAGCACUGGGUCUAGGAAGUGGCAUUCUAAGGGAAUUAUGGGAGUGAAUUACAAUUCUUUUGUAUUUGUUCCAAGAUCUAAAGUUAAAUCCCUGACUUUACCUUUGUUGCUUUUGGCUAAUGGAGUAAUUUGUUUUGAGGAUAUCCCCAGGCAAAAUACUGUAUUUUAUUUUAUUUUUUUUUAUAAACAGAGACUUUCAGCUUCAUUUCUUCUGUCCAGUGUCCUCGGAUGUCAUUCCACCCAGUCUAUCCAGUGUGUUUCACUCCCAUUUACUCUAUGAACACUCCAGUUUAAGAAUAAAGGUCCUCAUUGGUAACAUUAAACUGUUCAUGAUCAAAUUCAGAAGCAUGCAAAUCAGUUGAGAUACUGCCCCUUUUCUCCAUCUUCUAGUUUUCUUUUUAAUCAUGAAUCAUAUUACCUCUAUGAUCAAAAUAACUUGUGUAAAAAGUAUUUUCCUUUUUGUUUUUUGGCUAAAAAUCUAUUUUUAAUGGGUCUCUGCUCAAAUGAUCUAAUCAAAAAUAAUUUAUAAUAACAGUGAUAAAGAUUUGAGCAGAUCAUUGUAAUUGGCAGCCUGUAGUAAAUCGUUAAGAGCAAGCUUGAAUGAAAAGUGGGACGGGGGACUUUGUAUUAAAGUCCUGUCUUAUGGGAGUCUAUGUUUGUUACUUUAUCCCCAAAAGAGAGCGCUUUGAACAUCAAAUACUCCAAAAUUGAGCACUUGCUUAAUUGGAUUUCCUGACUUGUAGCAGCAAAACACCCAGGUUGAGUUUUUUUUUUUUUUUUUAUGUAUAAAACUAAUCCUUGGGUUCUCAUUUUGUGGUUUUAUUUAUACUUUGUGUACAUAGGUAUAUAUAUGUAUAGCUUGAAUGUAUGAGCUUGAUCAUUAACCACAACGAUUACCACAGUGUAGUAAUGUUCGGUACCACUGGUAACUGUGAAAUUUUGACAACGAUCAAAAAGAGAAGCUGCAGCCCAUCUUGUAUAUACAGUUUCUUGCCCAGCUCUGUGGGCUUACCGGUGCUGUUUUUCAGGUGUCUCACUUCAAUGUUUCAAGCUUGCUCUUAAGUUCUGGGUCUGUCAACACUCCAUUUUUUUUUUUUUUUGGUCAAACUGCUCUUGCUUUGUUAGUAGUUCACUUGGAUUUUUCAAUCUCUUAGCUUUGAGACCAUGUUCCUCCUUUAGAGUUAGUAAUGUUUUUUUGUUUUUAUUGUGGUGUUCUUCCAUGUGCCAGGUUGUUCAAGGGAUAAGAUUAUUUUGAUCAUAGAGUAUAAAGGUUGUACAUGAUAAGUGGGACGUGGUGGAUUCAUCAGAGAAACACUUGGAGAUACGGCUAGAUGGGUGAAAUGGGCAAGAAAUGCUUGAAAAGCAAACAUGGGGAAGCCUCAACAAAAAUAAAAAAAAUAAAGGUUUUUAUUAACUGUUCUUCAGUCUCGUUUCUUCAUCAUUUAAAAGAGCGUGUAAAAUAAUGCAUGACAUAGGUCUUUGUCCCAGAAGACGUGUUGGCAUGUCCAGUAGAAAAGUCCAGGUGUAAACAAAGCAGAGUUGCUUUGGGUUCUGAGUCCUAUUGUUUUGCUGGCUGAUUUACUGUACUAGCUUUAGAGCCACUGUUAUUAUUAGUGACCCCCUAAUGAUAACUACGUUAAAAUGUUUGUGGAAAAAAGGUCUUACUGUAAAGGCACAGGAUGCAUCUGUCAAUGACAAACACAGCUGAGUAUACAACCAGUGAAGAGUGCAGUCAGGGACGUGUGGUCUCUGGCUUUAAGCACGUUCCUGUCGUAUCUGUGACAUAUUACAACCUGAAAAAACACGUGGUCUCUAAUGAGCCAAUUUCUUACUCUAGUAAAGACAAGUGACUCGAGGUUUACAGAGACAGGGCUUAAAUUUGAAUAUGUGCAUCAGUCUGUGGCAACACUGUUCUUGUGAGUCCUGACUUGUAUAAUAAAUCCAAGAAAGGUGUCCAAAUGCCCACCUCUGUGCUGUUAUUAAUAACUGGCCCACAUACCAUCACCCCACUCUGG